Molecule: messenger RNA, 3249 nt
Organism: Adineta ricciae
Lineage: Eukaryota; Metazoa; Rotifera; Eurotatoria; Adinetida; Adinetidae
Source: the annotation of a GenBank genome assembly
AUGAAUAAUUCGACUGAAAUUCCACCUGAUACGUCUCCUAUGAAGAUUGCCUCGUCGCCAUCCUCAUCUACAAUGUUAUCCAGUCCAAAUCAAAAAUAUCAUCAAUCAAACGCGUUGCGUUCCCCUACUAAUUUAUUUGAUUUUCAAACUGUUGCCGAUCGCGCAAACCGUGAUUAUCAAAAUGGAAAUUAUGAACGUGCUGAACAAUAUUGUCUUCAGUUGUAUCAGCAAGAACCCGAUAAUACAAGUUUAUUACUUCUACUUAGCUCGAUUUACUUUCAAAUGCGUCGUUAUGAUCAAUCAAUGGAAUAUAGUUUAUUAGCAACGAAACUUGAUCCACAUCUAGCUGAAGCUCAUUCGAAUCUAGCCAAUGUAUAUAAAGAAAAAGGUCUUCUACAUUUAGCACUUGAUCAUUAUGUGAAAGCUCUACAAUUGAAACCAGAUUUUACUGAUGGAUAUAUCAAUUAUGCUGCUGCGCUCAUUGCCAAUUCAGAUAUGGAAGGUGCUGUAAGUGCAUAUCUAACAGCAUUGCAAUACAAUCCAGAUUUAUAUGGUGUUCGAAAUGAUCUAGGAAAUCUUUUAAAAGCACUCGGUUAUUUAGAAGAAGCUAAAGAAUGUUAUUUAAAAGUGAUUAAAACUCAACCGACAUUUGCUGUUGCAUGGAGUAAUUUAGGAUGUAUAUUUAAUUGCCAAGGCGAGGUAUGGUUGGCUAUUCAUCAUUUUGAAAAGGCAGUCGCUCUGGAUCCAAAUUUUCUCGAUGCGUACAUUAAUCUAGGAAAUGUUUUGAAAGAAGCACGAAUAUUUGACCGUGCUGUGACAGCUUAUUUACGAGCACUUACUCUUUCACCAAAUCAUCCGAUUGUUCAUGGCAAUUUAGCAUGUGUCUAUUACGAACAGAAUCUAAUCGAUUUAGCCAUUGAAACUUAUCGGCGCGCAAUACAAUUGCAGUCAAAUUUUCCAGAUGCUUAUUGUAAUUUAGCAAAUGCAUUGAAAGUGCAAGGCAAAGUUUCGGAAGCCGAAGAAUGCUACAAAACUGCCCUAAGUCAAUGUCCAACACAUGCUGAUUCUCUGAACAAUCUAGCGAAUAUCCGUCGUGAACAAGGACAAGUUGAUGAAGCAAUUAAUUUAUACACACGUGCCUUAGAUAUCCUUCCAAAUUUUGCAGCAGCACAUUCAAAUCUAGCAUCGGUUCUUCAACAACAGGGCCGAUUGCAUGAUGCAUUAAAUCAUUAUAAAGAAGCGAUACGUAUUCAACCGAUGUUUGCGGAUGCUCAUUCGAAUCUUGGUAAUACGCUCAAAGAGAUCGGUGACGUAACAGGUGCAUUACAGUGUUAUACACGUGCGAUACAAAUCAAUCCAUCCUUUGCUGACGCACAUUCAAAUUUAGCUUCUAUACACAAAGAUACUGGCAAUAUUACUGAUGCAAUUCAAUCCUAUAAAAUCGCCUUAAAAUUGAAACCAGACUUUCCAGAUGCCUUCUGCAAUCUAGCUCAUUGUUUGCAAAUCAUAUGUGAUUGGUCAGACUAUGAUCUUCGUUUGAAAAAAAUCUGCUCAAUUGUACAUGAACAAUUAGAAAAGAAUCGUUUACCGAGUGUACAUCCACAUCAUAGUAUGCUAUAUCCCUUGACCGGUGAACAACGACGAAACAUCGCGACUCGACAUGCACUUCUCUGUCUCGAACGAAUUCAAUUAUUGCAUAAAAAGACACACGUCCACUCGAAAGAUUUAAAAGAAAACAACGGUCGAUUGCGCAUAGGUUAUGUCAGUUCAGAUUUCUGUAAUCAUCCUACUGCACAUCUAAUGCAGAGUAUACCAGGUUUACAUAAUCGUGAACGUGUAGAAAUAUUUUGUUAUUCACUGAGUGCCGAUGAUGGUACGACAUUUCGUGCAAAAAUCCAACGUGAAGCAGAACAUUUUAUUGAUUUAUCAUCAAUUACAUGCAAUGGGCAAGCGGCUGAUCGUAUUCAUGAUGAUGGAAUCCAUAUUUUAGUUAAUCUAAAUGGAUACACUCGAGGCUCGCGAAACGAAAUAUUCGCGUUUCGUCCCGCUCCGAUCCAAGUUAUGUGGCUUGGUUAUCCCAAUACAUCUGGUGCUCCCUACAUGGACUAUUUAAUAACCGAUGAAAUCACUUCUCCACUUUCCUUAUCAUCACAAUAUUCAGAAAAACUUGCAUAUAUGCCGUAUACAUUCUUCAUUGGCGAUCAUGCAAAUAUGUUCCGUCAUAUGACAGAAAAAGCAGUUAUUGUCGAAAGUCAACAAACAAAUAGUAAUAACAAUAAUAAUGCCAUAACUACAGUCGAUAAUCGAUCGAUUGUCAAUGGUACAAAUCUAAAACCAAUACUCGAACGAAGUGAUGUCAAAACAAUAACAGUUGAAGUUCUGCCUGCUGAUAAGAAAGAGAAUGGCACAGUUAAUACCAAUCAAUGCAAAGAAGAAGUUAUUACACCGUUAGUUGAACUACCAGAAGCAAUUGUUGUUCAUCAGCUAUUGCAGCAAGGUCAUAGUGAAGUUAGUAUUAAUGGAAUUGUUGCACAAAAUGGUACAACAACAUUACAAACUAGUAGUCGUGCAGCAACAGGUGAAGAAGUUCCUCAAACAGUACUUUUAACUACCCGAACACAGUAUGGAUUACCAGAUGAUGCCAUUGUUUAUUGUAAUUUCAAUCAAUUAUAUAAAAUUGAUCCUACGACAAUGCUUUGUUGGUGUAAUAUAUUAAAGCGAGUUCCAAAUAGUAUCUUAUGGCUUCUACGUUUUCCAGUCGCAGGCGAAGAAAACCUCAUCCAAACAGCAAAACUUCAUGGCGUCGAGCCUUCUCGACUAAUCUUUUCAAACGUCGCUCCCAAAGAAGAACACGUUCGUCGUGGUCAACUAGCUGACAUUUGUCUGGAUACACCAUUAUGUAAUGGCCAUACAACUGGCAUGGAUGUUCUAUGGGCAGGUACACCGAUGGUUACUCUACCUCUGGAAACAUUAGCAUCUCGCGUCGGUGCAUCUCUCUUACACACACUUGGUUGUCCGGAGUUGGUGGCUGAAUCUUAUGAUGAUUACGAGAAUAUUGCUGUUCGUCUAGGUGUCGAUCCCGUCUAUCUCAAAUCUGUCCGGGCCAAAGUUUGGUCACGUCGCUUGACCAGUCCACUGUUUGAUACUGCUCUAUAUACUCAACAUUUAGAAGGACUUUUCAUUCAAAUGUGGAAUCGCUACACCAACAACUUAUCGCCUGAUCAUAUCAAAUCGUCGAUCACAAGUUAA